This is a messenger RNA of Hibiscus syriacus, 840 nucleotides long. RefSeq lists its product as uncharacterized. The coding region runs from base 123 to 602 and encodes 159 amino acids. NCBI's taxonomy places the organism in Eukaryota, Viridiplantae, Streptophyta, Magnoliopsida, Malvales, Malvaceae. The record is from RefSeq and is a predicted model, not a curated record. The transcript has a single exon.
ACACGGCAAAUAUAGAAUCAAUCCCCAUGUCUCCCAAAAUCAGUCACAGUAGCAAAUGCAUCCCUUAAAUUAAGCCAAAGCAUAAGUAUUUUAAAACCUCCAUAGCUUUCUUUAUUAGUAUUAUGUUUCUUCCCUUACCUGUCAAGAUCAAAAGAAGCUCAACAACCAAAACAAACCGAUCCAUCAAUCCACUAGGCCACCUCCUCCUUCAGGAAUAUAUCUCUUCCAGAUAUUCGAUGGAAGAUUACAGCAGAUCAAGGUCAUAUGGUAAUGAGAUGAUGGAGGUGGACACCCACAGUGGACUACCUAGGCCUUCAGCUUCUUACGAUCUAAGGUGCUAUAGUGCUGCCCAAUCACAGUCCCAGAUGGCUAACAACUACGAUAACUCGGGGAACAAGAGGGACUACAAGUUGAAGAAAGGGAGGACUGCUUCUGCAUCAUCUUCUUCGAAUGGAUGGAACUUUGGUGACCCUGAAUUCCAGAGGAAGAAAAGGGUUGCUAGCUACAAGAUGUAUAGUGUGGAAGGUAAGGUCAAAGGGUCCUUGAGGAGGAGCUUUAGGUGGCUCAAAGAUAAGUACACACGGGUUGUCUAUGGAUGGUGAUGAUUCUGGCAGAUGGGCUCUUGUUCCUUAAUUGCUCUUUUUUCCUUUAUCUUGCUUGUAUUCAAGCUAUUUCUGAAAGAAAAGAAAAAAAGUUUCAAUUUUUUUGUUUAAAAGGAAGAUUUUAUUUAAAGCUGUUGAUGCCAUUGGCCACAUCUUACUAGCACGAUUGUAAAUUCAGUUUCUUCUUUUCUGUUACCUGGAAAUUCUUUUCUAGGAGUAAUAUAGUUCUAUAUAUUCA